AUGGCUGGAAACGACGGUCUCGGCGAGCCGGCUGCCAAGCGGGUGAAGGUGUCUGACGACGUACCGAACGGCCAGGCAGAGGGCAACGCCCCCCCUGCAGCCGCCGAACGUGUGCGCGGCAUGGCCUCCAUCAAGCCCGAAUAUCGCAUCACCGUCUCUGGUAUGAAAGCAGAGAAGGCAGCCGUUGACGAUGACGCGGCUGAGGCGUCCAUUGCCACAGACAACCCCGUCAAUGGCAGGUCAGAUUCUCGGGGUGAUGCUCGAGAUGCGCGGGAUGCGCGGGAUGCGCGAGGUGAUCGUGGGAGGGAUCGAAAGGGAAAGGGUCGCCAAAAGCAGAGUGGCCAGAACAAGGCCCGAGAGUACGGUUACUUCUCGGAUUCUAUCAAGCUCUGCAACAGCCGCGCCUUCACCAACGAAUUUUCCCCCAGGGAAUGCAGAUACGGAGACAGAUGCAACUUGUCGCACGAUUUACGCAAGUACCUCGCCGAAGGUCGGCGAGAGGACUGCGAAACCUUUGCUGGCCGGUGCCCAGUCUUCGAGGCCCACGCAAAAUGCCCUGCAGGCUGGAAAUGCCGUUUUGUCAAGAGCCAUUCCAAGGAGAUCGAGCAUGAGGAUGGUCGUAAGGAACUCGUUUUGGAGGGCGCUUCGGACCCUGCGACCAGCAUGGGCGAGGAUGAUGACCAGCGGCCUGGCAUUGUCAACGUAGCCAAUAACGACCAGAAAUGGGGGCUGGCAAAGAAGAAGGUUCCGUUGGAGAUGUCUGAAAAGUAUAUCGGAUGGCUCAACAGGGAGACAGACCUCUCGCGGGCUUUUUCCAACAAGAAAUCAAGCUAUGCGGCCGAUCCAGAGGCCGGCCAGGCUGCACGUGAGGAGCUGCGAGCACAAUUUGUCGAUCCGCCGUUCCAGCCGUCUGAGAAGCGCAAAAUCUACUUUGGACGAGAGACGCCUGUUCUGGCCCCCCUCACCACACAGGGCAACCUACCGUUCCGCAGGUUGUGUGUCGAGCUUGGCGCCCAGGUUACGUACAGUGAGAUGGCUCUUGCUAUGCCCAUGGUCCAGGGAAACAAGAGUGAUUGGGCUUUGAUGAAGGCACACGAGACUGAGAUCACGCCGCCUCGAUUCGCACCGUCCAACCCCGACAGCGUGGUGAAGGUUUAUGACAACGCCAAGGACCUGAAGUUUGGUGCCCAAAUCGCUGGCAACCAGCCAUGGGUUGCCAUCAAGGCUACCGAGGCCCUGACUCGCUUUCUUCCGCACCUACGUGUGGUGGAUCUUAACUGUGGCUGCCCCAUUGAUAUGGUCUUCAACUCAGGCGCCGGAAGCGCUCUGUUGGACGCGCAUAGUAAGAUGGAGCGCAUGAUCAGAGGCAUGAACGUCGUAUCUGGCGAGGUGCCCAUCACCGCGAAGAUUCGGAUGGGAGUGAGGGACAACAAACCCAAUGCUCUCAAGUUGGUUGAAAGGCUUGCUCUGGGCGACGAAGAUCAACGGGAUAGGCUCGGUGCGCCAGGGUGUGCCGCUGUCACUCUGCACGGACGAAGCCGGCAGCAGCGCUACACAAGAAGCGCCAACUGGUCGUACAUCGCCGAAUGUGCCACCCUGAUUCAGUCAUACAACCAGAAGAAGGAUGACAUCACCGACACGGCCAAGGAGCCGGAUGCCAAUACUCAGGCGAACGGCGGAAACAUGUACUUCAUCGGUAACGGUGACUGCUACUCACAUGUAGACUACUUUGACCAUGUCGACAACGCCAAGGUCGAUUCGGUCAUGAUAGCACGGGGAGCCAUGAUCAAGCCGUGGAUCUUCGAGGAGAUUGAGAAGGGACAAUACCUCGACAAGUCAGCCAGCGAACGACUUGGAUAUGUCGAGAAGUUCUGCCGCUAUGGUCUGGAAAACUGGGGAUCAGACGAGCUAGGAAUUGGCUUCACAAGGAGGUUCCUGCUCGAGUGGCUCAGCUUCACCCACCGAUACGUCCCCAUUGGUAUCUUGGAACACCUACCACCAAGUCUUCAAGAUCGCCCGCCCGCCUAUCGUGGGCGCAACGACCUGGAGACGCUUCUGGCAAGCGAUAACUACAUGGACUGGAUCAAGAUCAGCGAAAUGUUCCUGGGUCCCGCGCACCCUGGCUUCAAGUUUCAGCCAAAGCACAAGUCAAACAGCUACGAAAUAGAGGCAGAGGGAUAG
Molecule: messenger RNA, 2181 nt
Organism: Neoarthrinium moseri
Lineage: Eukaryota; Fungi; Ascomycota; Sordariomycetes; Amphisphaeriales; Apiosporaceae
Exons: 2
Coding region: 1-2181 (726 amino acids)
Biological process (GO): tRNA processing
Molecular function (GO): metal ion binding; tRNA dihydrouridine synthase activity; flavin adenine dinucleotide binding
Source: RefSeq, a predicted model, not a curated record